Galeopterus variegatus (Sunda flying lemur) is the source of this 4179-nucleotide messenger RNA. RefSeq names its product RAP2A, member of RAS oncogene family (gene RAP2A). Gene Ontology annotation, molecular function: GTP binding; GDP binding; GTPase activity. The record is from RefSeq and is a predicted model, not a curated record. The transcript has 2 exons. Gene Ontology annotation, cellular component: plasma membrane. Lineage: Eukaryota; Metazoa; Chordata; Mammalia; Dermoptera; Cynocephalidae. Bases 95 to 646 code for a protein of 183 amino acids. Gene Ontology annotation, biological process: Rap protein signal transduction; negative regulation of cell migration.
GGGGCCGGCCGCCGGGGCAGGGUCCGGGGGCGCAGCGCGGCGGGUGUAGGUCUAUGUCGCGGGCGGCGGCGGCGGCGGCGGCCGCGGAGGGACGAUGCGCGAGUACAAAGUGGUGGUGCUGGGCUCGGGCGGGGUAGGCAAAUCGGCCCUGACCGUGCAGUUCGUGACCGGCACCUUCAUCGAGAAAUACGACCCCACCAUCGAGGACUUCUACCGCAAGGAGAUCGAGGUGGACUCGUCGCCGUCCGUGCUGGAGAUCCUGGACACGGCGGGCACCGAGCAGUUCGCGUCCAUGCGGGACCUGUACAUCAAGAACGGCCAGGGCUUCAUCCUGGUCUACAGCCUCGUCAACCAGCAGAGCUUCCAGGACAUCAAGCCCAUGCGCGACCAGAUCAUCCGAGUGAAGCGGUAUGAGAAAGUGCCAGUCAUCUUGGUUGGGAACAAAGUGGACCUGGAAAGUGAGAGAGAAGUGUCAUCCAACGAAGGCAGAGCCCUUGCCGAAGAGUGGGGCUGCCCCUUUAUGGAGACUUCUGCAAAGAGUAAAACAAUGGUGGACGAGCUCUUUGCAGAAAUUGUGAGGCAGAUGAACUAUGCUGCUCAGCCUGACAAAGAUGAUCCAUGCUGUUCUGCCUGUAACAUCCAAUAGCAUCCGAAUACGGCUGUCCUGGACAGGAUUUGCCCAAUAUUGUAGGCGAUAGAAAUCUGGUCUACUCUACUGUGGAGUUUGCAGGACACAUGGUGUGAAUCUACAGUGAACUGCAGCCCUUACUCAGAAUUAAGCAGUGAUUGUCAGUUGAUAUCUCUGAGUAACAUUUGGGUUCAGUAACUACAGUUUUCACCCUUGUCCUCAAUCUCCUUUAUGCAUCUGCAACUUUAAGGCAUAGCCCAUCUAUCUACAGGGUGAUCUCAUUUGAAAGCUAUGAUGGCAUUGUCGCUGAGUUGACAGAAGCAGCUAUUAUAUCAGUUAAUAAUAAUCAUGGAGAAACAAGAAGAAUUCCUAUGACCACUUAACAAUUAAAUAUUUUGUCGUCUUAAAAAAGAAAUAAGUAAAGGAGAAAUAUUUUCCUAUAAGAGUACUGAAUUUCAGGAAUUGGUAUAGAGCUUCUAACCAAUGUUUUCUGUCAAGUAAGAUAACAGCUGACCUGCCAACAGCAUUACAGGGAGAGAUUCUUUGCUCAGCUGACACAUUUCUGUUUUUCAAAACUGAUGCUUAAUUGUAGAUGUUAUUCUAAUUUGUGAUAUGGAACUAACUCAUGCAUCCAUCCUUGGUAGAGCAAAAGUUAGGAGAGGUUGUAUAAAAAUACAAUCUGGCUUUAGAAUUUGUUAAAUCACCUGCUUUGCCACUGAAAAUGGAGGCUCUCACAAAGGUUUGAUCAGAAUUAAAACCCCAAACCCACCCUGUUAACCAAGCAGGGAUGGUCCUUAUUACUUUACUGAACAAGAAGGAAGCAACUGUGAUGGAAAAAGAUUGUUUAGCCUUACUAACAAAGAAGCACUUGGUUAGAUUAACCAGUACCAUCACGUAAGGAAAAUGAAGCCAUGUUGCAUCCACAUGUCACCGUUUGCAGACACCUCACAGGACAGUACCAACAUCUGGCAUUUUUUUAAAGCAGCCAAUUCUUUCUCGCCUUUAAGGGCUAGGGUUAUGGUGUGACCCUUGGCUAACCUGCUUUCAAAAUCAAGUUGGCUGUAGCAGAGCUUUAUUGCAGGCAUUUAAAAAAUCGAAUAACCAUGUGAAAUAAUUGGGCUUAAAAGUAGAACAUAAAUUAUAGAGUAGAAGGUAAAGGACAAAAAGCCUUUUAUCUUUAAUUUUCCUUGAGAAUUAUAUAAAGGUUUUCUUAAAACAGUUUUGCCCUGAUUACUGAAGUGGCAAAUAAAGCUAGAGUGAAUAUUUUGUUUUGAAAAGGUGCUCAAGCUCUGACAGUUUUGGUUUUCAUAGCCGUGAAGUAUUUAUCAUUUGCAUGACUAAUGGCACAGGAAAAACCUAUUCAUAAGUUUUACAAUCAAGUGUAGAAGGCUUUUCAGCUAACUUCAGAGUUACAAAUGCUGAAGAGAUUAUCUUGAGCUGGGCCUCUGGAGAUAAAUGUGGCUUUCAGAACUGCAAUAUCACUGAGCCUGCAAUCUACAUACUGCCCCACGUUUUAUUGGUUUCACAGUCUCGUGCAAGUAACCUCUGGUCUUACGUGUGUAACUGAGAGAAGAGUGUAUGUGUGUGUGUGCAUGUGUGUUUAUUCUUAAGAAUUUGGCACAAGUCGGAAAUAAUUGCCUAUACUGAGAAUCUAUACUGCAGAAUAUAGCAUAUCAAAAACAUUUUUUUCUUUUAAAUUAUUUAAGUGUCUUUUAUACAUCAUUGAAAUCAUUGGUAGCCCCCCAAAUGUAUAGUAACUGGUAUUAAGCUUAUAGGAUAGAAAAAAGGUUGGUAAUAUUUUUCAUAGAUGAGAAAAGUGAAAAGAUCCGUGGGUAAAACCAGGCCAUGGUUGUCAGAAAUCUUUGAAUUGUGAAUAUUUACAUUCUUCAGUAUAAUUUUUUUUAUAACCCUCAAUUAUGAAGCACCUUGUUUUAUGGUACAGAAAGUUUUAACCAAUGUUAUUGAAAUAAAUUUCACUGUGUAAAAGUUGAUUUGACUCAAACAUGUAGAGAAAUCAAAACUUUAAGUAUGAUUUACCUACUGGAGUAGAAAUAUUUGUUAGUGAAUUGGUUGCAUUUUGAAGCCUCUAACUUCUCAGAAUGAUUCUGUUGUUUAGAAUUCCAUAAUUAAUAGCAACUUGUGACAACUAUGAUUACGUAUUAGAAGAAACACAGUUUUACAUUAUGGAUUGCUAUGCAGAUGUGAAAAAUAAGUUAAAUGAUGUGAAAGAUGUGGCAAGAUGUAAGGUGGAAAAGAUUAUCUAAAACUUUGGGUUUUGAUUAGAAAUGUUUGUGUCAGACAGUAAGGUGAGCUUUUACUGUAAAGACGUUAGUAAUAACUGAUUUGGCUACCUGAUCAGUGUUUCCACACAACUGUACAUACACAGUGACAAGGCAUCAGAGACAUCCCAAAUCUGGAAGUCCUCCUGUGCUCUUAACUAUUGGUGUUCAUCUGGUUGGAAUAUAACUCAGCUUGAAUGAAUGUGUUUGUUGAGAUGGUAAUAAAAAGUAUAAGAACAGGAAGAUUACAUUUGUUGGCACAUGAAAUAGUAGUGAGUACAGAGGAAAGUUGGUGACCUUGGGUCACGAUUUAUUUUAAGCCCUGAUCAGGCUAGCAGCUAGAUAGUGAACGUUUUUCUAACAUGCCUUAAAAAUAUUAUGGUUUGAUCCAAAGACCCACUUUUUCUUUAGCUAUUGUGAUAAGAUUCUCUUUUGUUUUGUUUUUUACUUUUAUACAAAGGCAGCGUUUUUUUUUUCUUUUAAUGUUGCAACUUCUUGUUUCUUUUAAGCUGUGAUAGUGAUGGUUAACUGAUGCCUUUUAUUUUGUUCAACUUACAUAAAAACAAGCCAGCAUCUGAUCAAAAGUAUUACAUGAAAUCUUUUGUUAAACUAUUGAAAGGUGCUUUGAUGAUUUUCUGCUUUGGUUUGUAGAACUAGGACUGAGUUUGAGUCUAAUUGCUACAGUUGCCAUCACUUUUCUGUGGUAAAACUACUGAUGUUUGCUUUUCUAUAUAAAGAAAUGUUGCCUAAGGAUGUCUGGUGUUUGUUUUCAAGGGUUUUCCACUGUGACCGUUGUCAGUGUGUGUAUAAAUAUGCAAAUGCUUUGUUUGUUGCUGUUGGGUUUUUUUGUUUGUUUUGUUUUUUAGUUUUUCCUUUGUUUUUAUCACUAGUCUUGUAUUAGCGGGUAAGCUUUAAUUGUCUCCUUAGCCAAUCAAAUGUUAAAGACUAUGGGGGGGCCUUUUUUUUUUUUUAAUGUGUCAUUGUGCAUCUAUUAAAUCGUGAUCAGGGUUUCAAGAAUGACUACAGUGGGUUUUGGAAACAGACUUAUCAUUAUUGAUUUGGGGUUUCCCAGAGAUAUAUUUCACGGUUAAUUGUUGAGCUCUAAUACAACUGACCAUUUAAAAUUCAACAACAGUUUAUUGUUUUGUAACAAUGUCAGUUGUUAAACCUUGACAUUUCAAUUAAAACAUGAAUUGUAGUUAUAACUCAAUGCAAAUCCAACAGUUGUAUUUGGAGUUAAAUUAUUUUAACAAAUAAAUUUAUUUAAUGAAA